Sphaeroforma arctica JP610 is the source of this 772-nucleotide messenger RNA. RefSeq lists its product as hypothetical. The record is from RefSeq and is a predicted model, not a curated record. Lineage: Eukaryota; Ichthyosporea; Ichthyophonida. The transcript is spliced from 4 exons. The coding region runs from base 76 to 648 and encodes 190 amino acids.
GUAUGGGUUACCUUUAAUGAGGUAUGGAAUCGUAUCAAACGAGAAAAUAAAGAACAAAUUAGUACCGAACUGCAAAUGGCUGCCGACAAAUUCAGAGCACUGCACGAGCAGGCCGUCAGUACAACCGCUGCGGCAGAGAGAGAGCGUGUGGCGAAAGAGAAGCUCAUGAACGAACAACUGCAGCGAGUGAUGAUCCAGACGCACGGGAAUGAUCUCAGGCGCCGAGUCAAGACCGAACUUCAGAAACACGAUCUGGAACAAAAUGCACGCCGAUCAGACAUGGAACGCCGACUACGGCUACUCAAUAUCCAGGAGAACGAUCUGAGAGACGCAGCGCUGGAACUACUACACACUGAGGAAGCAGAGAGAGAUGCAGAGGUAGCCGACGACCAAACACGUGCACAGGCGGUGGAUGAGCACGUGCGCACGAUGAAGAAUGAGAGCGUACGAUUGGACGAGAAGGCGCAGCGGUUGACGCGGCAGAGACAGUUGAAGCUGGAGAUACGACGGGAACAGUUAAGACAGAUGGAACGGCAGAAGGGCACCCGAGACUUUGAACGUAAUCUGCAGGAUGUGCUUAAACGGGAGAGAGAGGCUAUAAUGCGGGAGGAGGGGGAGUUAGCACGCGCGAAUAAAGAACGACAUUAAACGGUAUAUACGUACGGAUUAGAGUGUAUGGGUUUAGAUUUUAUCAUUUGGGUACGAGGCUGUGGUGGUAUGGAAAAUGAAGGUAGCUUAAAUGUGGCAUCAACGGCUUACCAACGGACACGGG